This is a messenger RNA of Tupaia belangeri chinensis (Chinese tree shrew), 1194 nucleotides long. It is a transcript of the gene ASB9, whose product is annotated as ankyrin repeat and SOCS box containing 9. NCBI's taxonomy places the organism in Eukaryota, Metazoa, Chordata, Mammalia, Scandentia, Tupaiidae. The record is from RefSeq and is a predicted model, not a curated record. The transcript has 8 exons. Gene Ontology annotation, biological process: intracellular signal transduction; positive regulation of protein catabolic process; protein ubiquitination. Gene Ontology annotation, molecular function: protein binding. The coding region runs from base 220 to 1104 and encodes 294 amino acids.
ACAUCAGCAACUCCCCAGACUUGGGGCUGUGGGGCUAUUGUGGGCUUUGGCCAGCCUCCAGGCAGCUAGGUGGAGAAGGAGAGAGAGGACCGUUUGACCAGGACGUGUGCUACUCAGCCAGCCACAGAACUGGAAUUUCCCAGGAGCAGAGAGUGUGGAGUUUGGACUUUCCUGAGCCACUGAAGUGGGGCACAGAGUUUGCUGGCCCAGGAGAGCACUAUGGAUGGUGAAAGAGGGGGCAGGAACGGCGGCAGGUCCCAGGGACCAGGACACGCUCCUGAUACCAGGCUCCUUUCAAAUCCAUGGAUGGGAGAUGUGGUGUCUGAUUGGUCUCCUGUGCAUGAAGCAGCAAUCCAGGGACGUCUGCUCUCUCUGAGGAAGCUCGUCAGCCAGGGGUGGCGGGUGAACCUCAUCACAGCAGAUCGUGUGACCCCUCUUCAUGAAGCCUGUCUUAGAGGUCAUCUCUCUUGUGCAAGAUUUUUAUUAAAGAAUGGAGCUCAGGUGAACGCCAUGACUUCUUACUGGCACACACCCUUGUUUAACGCUUGUGCCAGUGGCAAACUGGAUUGUGUGAAUUUGCUUCUGCGGUAUGGAGCCAGCCCCAACCCUGAGAAUGAUCUGGCAUCCCCCAUCCAUGAAGCUGCUAGAAGAGGCUACGUGGAGUGCGUUGAGGCCCUCAUAAGGCACGGGAGCAACGUUGACCAUAUCGUUAGUUACCUGGGCUCUGCACUGUAUUUGGCUUGCGAAAAACAGGAGAUAGCCUGUGCCAAGAAGCUUCUGGAGUCAGGAGCAAGUGCAAACCAGGGCAAAGGUCUGGAUUCUCCUCUUCACGCAGUGGCCAGGGUGUCCAGUGAGGAGCUGGCCCACCUGCUCAUGGACUUUGGAGCGGACCCCCAGGCCAAGAAUGCUGAGGGCAAACGACCCGUGGAUCUGGUGCAUCCAGAGAGCCCUCUGGCCCAGCUCUUCUUGCAGAGAGAAGGGCCCCCUUCUUUGAUGCAGUUGUGCCGCCUCAGAAUUCGCAAGUGCUUUGGAAUCCACCAACAUCACAAGAUCACAGAACUUGUCCUCCCGGAGAGACUGAAGCGGUUCCUCCUGCACCUUUAAAGGCAUUAAGGGAUUGGAUUUGUAAACAAUAGGAAAAGAAUGUUGAGUUUUGUGACUACUAGAAUUUGAAAAAAAAUAAAGUUGGGUUUG